AUGAACAACGGAUGGAGUUAUACCGUUCGUGAUCUACAACGUUUACCAUUUACUGCUGAAGAACGUUUAGGCGUCGAUGUUGAAAGUCAUUCCACUGUGGAGUCUAUUUUUUGUUAUAUCAUAGACGACGAGUUUUUGGAUAUGUUAUUUGGAUAUGCAGCGCAAAUUAGUUCGGACGCUGGUAGACUUGCUAGAUGGAAAGACGUGGAUCGGAAUAUGAUGAAAAAAUUUCUAGGAAUUAUUCUUUACACCGGUAUUGUUGUGAAGCCGACCCUGGAAUGCUAUUGGAAAAAGGAUCCAAUUUAUUACCAUCCACUCAUGCACAAACUAGGCAUGUCCUAUAAUACAUUUACUCUAAUGCUUAGAUGCUGGCAUUUUGCUGAUAAUUCAGCCCCACGAAAUCCAAAUAAUAGAUUAUACAAAGUACAGCCCCUUGUUGAUAAAAUCGUAAACAAAUCUCAACAACUGCUUACUCCUGGCGAUUGUGUUAUAAUUGAUGAGUCCAUGGUACCCUUCAAAGGUCGUCUUCUAUUUAGACAAUACAAUCCAUCCAAAACUAAUAAAUACGGAAUAAAAAUUUAUAAGUUAUGUACUGCAGAUGGCUAUACUUGGAAUUAUGAGAUAUAUUGCGGUGACGACGAAACAAUAGAGAAUUUGGAUAAGCCUGGCAGUAUCGUUGUGAAAUUAUGUCGUAAUUUACUUGUUGCUGGUCGUUUGAUUGUCGCAGACAAUUUUGAUACUAGUUUUCCUCUAGCGACAUAUCUUUUAGCUAAUCAAACUGAUCUUUGUGGCACUCUAAGAAAAAAUAGAAAACAUCUACCGGAAUAUGCGAAAGCAAAAAAGCUACAACGGGGUGAAGUUAUUGCCAGCCAAAAAGAAAAUGUUACCGUCAGCAAAUGGAGGGAUAAAAGAGACGUUCUUAUGAUUUCCACCUGUCAUAGUGAUGAAAUGUGUAGGACUAGACAAAGAAAUCCUAAACCAAAACCCAAAGUAGUUUUAGAAUAUAAUUCAAAAAAGGGCAUUGAUUUCUCGGACCAGUUAUGCAGUUAUCAAUCACCAAUAAGAAAGUCAUUGAUAUGGUAUAAAAAAAUUGCAAUCGACAUGAUUUUCAGCGUAGCAAUUACAAACAGUGUUGUGGUUUAUAACAAACUACAUCCAACUGCUGUACCUAAAGAAAAAUGA
Molecule: messenger RNA, 1182 nt
Organism: Parnassius mnemosyne (clouded apollo)
Lineage: Eukaryota; Metazoa; Arthropoda; Insecta; Lepidoptera; Papilionidae
Source: the annotation of a GenBank genome assembly